AUGAAAAUCUUGAUAAACAAAGCUCUUGGCAAAGUCAACUUUUUCGUCCCAAGUGGAAACCUUCGAUGGGUAUUUAGUCGCACCAAGGGGCCCUCCCGCGUUUACACUGGGAGCGAAACAGUAAGGCCGGUCUGUGAAGCGGAACGCAAACCCCGAGAUAACCACCUCCGCUUUUGUGUAUACCCAGAUUCCAGCAUGGUUACGAGUGGCGCCAAGAAUAGCUACAUCCCUACACCAUAUGCCAGCAACCGACAGUUGCACUACAUUAUGCUUUGCUCUAGUGUUGUCAGAGCUAGAAAGUACUAUGAGUGCUUGAUUAAGCAAUUCGUGUUCAGAAAAGCUCAUAAGACAGUGAUUCUUGGGCACAUUUUGCGUCUAGUGCGCACGAGUGCGCACAUAAGUGGGGAGUUGAGGCUCUAA
Morchella importuna is the source of this 420-nucleotide messenger RNA. RefSeq lists its product as uncharacterized. The record is from RefSeq and is a predicted model, not a curated record. The coding region runs from base 1 to 420 and encodes 139 amino acids. NCBI's taxonomy places the organism in Eukaryota, Fungi, Ascomycota, Pezizomycetes, Pezizales, Morchellaceae. The transcript is spliced from 11 exons.